GGCGGCAGGGUCGGCGGCCGGCGAGUCUUCGGUGCGGCUUGCUGCGCGGCUGGACCCGGGCCUGGAUCCCGCUGACACCGCCCGAUCCCGGUGCCAGGGAUCGAGUCCGCCCGCGCCAUGGCCAGCCCAAGGACCCGGAAGGUCCUCAAGGAAGUCAGGGUGCAGGAUGAGAACAACGUGUGUUUCGAGUGCGGUGCGUUCAACCCGCAGUGGGCGAGCGUGAGCUAUGGCAUCUGGAUCUGCCUGGAGUGUUCGGGCAAGCACCGCGGGCUCGGCGUGCACCUCAGCUUCGUGCGCUCGGUCACCAUGGACAAGUGGAAGGACGUGGAGCUCGAGAAGAUGAAGGCUGGCGGGAACGCCAAGUUCCGGCGGUUCCUGGAGUCGCAAGAGGACUACGACCCCUGCGGGUCCCUGCAGGACAAGUACAACAGCAAAGCGGCCGCCCUCUUCAGGGACAGGGUGGCCACUCUGGCCGAAGGGAGAGAAUGGUCUUUGGAGGCGUCGCCUGCGCAGAGCUGGACCCCGCCGCAGUCCAAGACGCUGCCGUCCGCCGUCCCCCGGGCCUCCAGCCAGCAGCAGAGCUGCCCCUCCUCCGCAGACAAGGCCUUCGAGGACUGGCUGGACGAGGACCUCGGGUCCUACCAGGGGGCCCAGGAGAGCCGCUACGUGGGGUUCGGGAACACCGUGCCGCCUCCGAAGAGAGACGAGGACUUCCUCAACAGCGCCAUGUCGUCCCUGUACUCGGGCUGGAGCAGCUUCGCCACGGGAGCCAGCAAGUUCGCCUCGGCAGCCAAGGAGGGCGCGACGAAGCUGGGAUCCCAGGCGAGUCAGAAGUUCUGGGGCUCCAAGCAGCAGCCAGAGCCGGCGUCAGAGCUGGGCCACAGCCUGAACGAGAACGUCCUCAAACCCGCCCAGGAGAAGGUGAAGGAGGGAAGGAUCUUUGAUGAUGUGUCCAGCGGGGUCUCUCAGUUGGCGUCCAAGGUCCAGGGAGUUGGCAGCAAGGGAUGGCGGGACGUCACCACUUUUUUUUCGGGGAGAGGGGAGGACCCCUCGGACAGACCCCCGGAGGGCCAGAGCUACCAGAACAGCACCAUCGACCAGAGCUUCUGGGAGACGUUUGGGACUGCGGACCCCGCCAAGGCCCACGGGUCCCCGAGCAGCGACAGCUGGACCUGCGCGGAUGCGUCUGCGGAGAAGCGGAGCUCGGACAGCUGGGACGUGUGGGGCCCGGGCUCCGCCUCCAACCCCAGGAGCAGCGACAACAGCGACGGCGCGGAGGCCUGGGCGGGCAGCGGGGAGGGCCCGGCCAAGCCCGCCGGGAAGGCGGCGCCGAGGGCCGCGCAGGUGGACGAGGGCUGGGACAACCAGGACUGGUAGCCCCAGGUGGCCCUGUGCGGGCACUGGCUCUCUUCCAGUCUCCCUCCGUGUGGGCCAAGGAGCCUGGCCGCGACGGGAAGGCCGCGCCGUGGGCGCGGCCCUGGGGGC
This is a messenger RNA of Pteronotus mesoamericanus, 1485 nucleotides long. It is a transcript of the gene ARFGAP1, whose product is annotated as ADP ribosylation factor GTPase activating protein 1. Gene Ontology annotation, biological process: regulation of endocytosis; regulation of ARF protein signal transduction. Gene Ontology annotation, molecular function: GTPase activator activity. The coding region runs from base 118 to 1377 and encodes 419 amino acids. Gene Ontology annotation, cellular component: Golgi membrane. Lineage: Eukaryota; Metazoa; Chordata; Mammalia; Chiroptera; Mormoopidae. The transcript has 14 exons. The record is from RefSeq and is a predicted model, not a curated record.